AAUUCUAAACGCGUUUGGAAAGUUCCUGUUUUUCGUUUUGGCAAAUCACGUAACACAAUGGGGAACCAACUUUGCAAAGGAGGAAAAUUAAGAUCUAAGAAAAGACCAAUGGGUUUCAUUCAUCAUCAAGCUUCACCCUCUCACAUAGGGAUAAGAACUGUGGGAGCGGAUAAAGUUUGUAACUUCACCACCCAUUCAGAUCUUUGUAUCUCCAUAGUAACUUGGAAUAUGAAUGGCCAGGUUUCGCUUGAAGAUUUAGCAGAGAUGAUUGGUAGCAACCGCGAGUUUGAUCUUCUAGCUGUUGGCUUGCAAGAGGCUCCUCCAUGUCCACGAAACAAAGUUGAAACUCUGCUUUCAGCAGCUCUGGAUGAAAGUCAUACUCUGAUAGGUAAAGUUAUCAUGCAAUCUUUGCAGUUGUACCUGUUUGGACCAAAGAAUGCCAGAUCAUUCAUUAAUGAAUUGAAGGUAGACAAACAAUCUGUUGGUGGCUGUGGAGGAAUAAUUGGAAGAAAGAAAGGGGCUGUAGCAAUCCGCAUUAACUACAAAGGCAUAAGAAUGGUGUUCAUCUCCUGCCACCUCUCUGCCCAUGCUCACAAUGUAGAGGAAAGAAACUUACAGUGUAGGCAUAUAUCACAUUCCCUCUUCUCCAAGUUCUGGAAUCCAUAUGCUAGACCAUCCCAUAUUACUAUUUGGUUAGGAGAUCUAAACUACAGGCUUGAAGGGAUUGACACUUAUCCGGCCAGAAAUCUUAUAGAGAAAGACCUUCACCGGCGGUUGCAAAGCAAAGAUCAGCUCUUACAUGAAGCAGAGCGAGGACAAAUUUUCAAUGGUUUCUGUGAGGGAACAUUGACUUUCAAGCCAACAUAUAAGUAUAAUAAAGGAAGUAGCAACUAUGAUACAAGUCAAAAGGUUCGAGUGCCAGCAUGGACAGAUCGUAUAUUGUUCAAGAUAGAAAACGAAAAUAACAUUGAAGCAACACUACAUUCGUACGAGUCAAUGGACGAAAUUUACGGUUCUGAUCAUAAACCAGUAAAGGCACAUAUCUGCUUAAGACUUUGUCAAAUUCCAUCAAAACCCCAUUAA
Abrus precatorius (Indian licorice) is the source of this 1083-nucleotide messenger RNA. Its product is annotated as type IV inositol polyphosphate 5-phosphatase 11. Gene Ontology annotation, molecular function: phosphatidylinositol-3,5-bisphosphate 5-phosphatase activity; phosphatidylinositol-3,4,5-trisphosphate 5-phosphatase activity. The transcript is spliced from 8 exons. Lineage: Eukaryota; Viridiplantae; Streptophyta; Magnoliopsida; Fabales; Fabaceae. Gene Ontology annotation, biological process: response to auxin; response to salt stress; response to abscisic acid. Gene Ontology annotation, cellular component: plasma membrane. The record is from RefSeq and is a predicted model, not a curated record. Bases 58 to 1083 code for a protein of 341 amino acids.